Molecule: messenger RNA, 2414 nt
Organism: Eubalaena glacialis (North Atlantic right whale)
Lineage: Eukaryota; Metazoa; Chordata; Mammalia; Artiodactyla; Balaenidae
Gene: NRG3
Product: neuregulin 3
Exons: 10
Coding region: 1-2169 (722 amino acids)
Biological process (GO): animal organ development; nervous system development; intracellular signal transduction
Molecular function (GO): chemorepellent activity
Source: RefSeq, a predicted model, not a curated record
AUGAGUGAAGGGGCGGCCGCUGCCUCGCCACCUGGAGCCGCUUCGGCAGCCGCCGCCUCGGCCGAGGAGGGCACCGCGGCGGCUGUGGCUGCGGCGGCGGCGGCGGCGGGCGGGGGCCCGGACGGCGGCGGCGAAGGGGCGGCCGAGCCCCCCCGGGAGUUACGCUGUAGCGACUGCAUCGUGUGGAACCGGCAGCAGACGUGGCUGUGCGUGGUGCCUCUGUUCAUCGGCUUCAUCGGCCUGGGGCUCAGCCUCAUGCUGCUCAAAUGGAUCGUGGUGGGCUCCGUCAAGGAAUACGUGCCCACCGACCUGGUGGACUCCAAGGGGAUGGGCCAGGACCCCUUCUUCCUCUCCAAGCCCAGCUCCUUUCCCAAGGCUAUGGAGACCACCACCACGACCACUUCCACCACGUCCCCAGCCACCUCCGCCGGCGGCGCCGCCUCUUCCAGGACGCCCAACCGGAUUAGCACCCGGCUGACCACCAUCACGCGGGCGCCCACUCGCUUCCCCGGGCACCGGGUGCCCAUCCGGGCCAGCCCGCGCUCCACCACGGCACGGAACACUGCGGCCCCCUCGACGGUCUUGUCCACGACAGCCCCUUUCUUCGGUAGCAGCACUCCGGGCUCCCGACCCCCGGUGCCAGGAACCCCCAGUACCCCGGCCAUGCCCUCCUGGCCCACUGCGGCAUACGCUACCUCCUCCUACCUUCAUGAUUCUACUCCCUCCUGGACCCUGUCUCCCUUUCAGGAUGCUGCCUCCUCCUCGUCCUCCUCCUCGUCUUCCUCCUCUACCACCACCACGCCAGAAACUAGCACCAGCCCCAAAUUUCAUACGACGACAUAUUCCACUGAGCGAUCUGAGCACUUCAAACCCUGCCGAGACAAGGACCUUGCCUACUGUCUGAAUGAUGGCGAGUGCUUUGUGAUCGAAACGUUGACCGGAUCCCAUAAACACUGUCGGUGCAAAGAAGGCUACCAAGGAGUCCGCUGUGACCAAUUUCUGCCGAAAACUGAUUCCAUCUUAUCGGAUCCAACAGACCACUUGGGGAUUGAAUUCAUGGAGAGUGAAGAAGUUUAUCAGAGGCAGGUGCUGUCUAUUUCAUGUAUCAUCUUUGGAAUUGUCAUCGUGGGCAUGUUCUGUGCAGCAUUCUACUUCAAAAGCAAGAAACAAGCUAAACAAAUUCAAGAGCAACUGAAAGAGCCACAUAACGGUAAAAACUACAGUCUCAAAGCAUCCAGCACAAUGGCAAAGUCGGAGAACUUGGUGAAGAAUCAUGUCCAGCUGCAAAAUUAUUCAAAGGCGGAAAGGCAUCCCGUGACUGCAUUGGAGAAAAUGAUGGAGUCAAGUUUUGCCGGCCCCCAGUCAUUCCCAGAGGUCCCUCCUCCCAACAGAGGAAGCCAAUCUGUCAAACACCACAGGACUCUCUCCUCUUGCUGCAGCCCAGGGCAAAGGAGUGGUAUGCCCCAUAGGAAUGCCUUCAGAAGGACACCCACCUCACCCCGAAGUAGGUUGGGCGGAAUCGUGGGACCAGCAUAUCAGCAACUCGAGGAAUCAAGGAUCCCAGACCAGGAUACGAUACCUUCCCAAGGGAUAGAGGUCAGGAAGACUAUAUCCCACCUGCCUAUACAGCUGUGGUGUGUUGAAAGAUCCCUGGACUUAAAGUAUUCAUCCAGUGGUUUAACAACCCAACAAAAUGCAUCAAUAAAUAUGCAACUGCCUUCGAGAGAGACAAACUCCUAUUUUAAUAGCUUGGAUCAAACGGACCUGAUGGGAUAUUCAUCCCCAAGGGCCAGUUCCGUGCCCAUCAUCCCCUCAGUGGGUCUAGAGGAAACCUGCAUGCAAAUGCCAGGGAUUUCUGAAGUCAAAAGCAUCAAAUGGUGCAAAAACUCCUACUCUGCUGAUAUUGUCAAUGUGAGUAUUCCAGUCAGCGAUUGUCUUAUAGCAGAACAACAAGAAGUGAAAAUAUUGCUAGAAACUGUCCAGGAGCAGAUCCGAAUUCUGACUGGUGCCAGGCGGUCAGAAGACUACGAACUGGCCAGCGUAGAAACCGAGGACAGUGCGAGUGAAAACACAGCCUUUCUCCCCCUGAGUUCCACAGCCAAAUCAGAACGAGAGGCCCAAUUUGUCUUAAGAAAUGAAAUACAAAGAGACCCUGCGUUGACCAAGUGACCUGAGAUGUAAGAAUCUGUGCGUUCUAUGCUUUGCUCAACAGGAAAGAGAGGAGAUUAAAUACAAAUUAUUUAUAUGCAUUAAUUUAAGAGCAUCUACUUAGAAGAAACCAAAUAGUCUAUCGCCCUCAUAGUGUUUUUUAACAAAAUAUUUUUUUAAAGGGAAAGAAACGUUUCAGGAGGGAUAAAGCUUACCACUAAAGCUUUUGGGUAGAAUUCUGAACACAAUUUCAUUUAGUCCCGACA